AUGCCCUUUUUAAGAAAUCGAUGCUCUUCGGGGAGCGACUCCUCCAAAGAUGACUAUAGCAGCGUUACUAGCGUUGUCUCCGACUACGAAUAUCCAGCAUCUUCCAUACCUGGGUAUGGCGAAAAGCCAUUAUCGGAGCAGCUGGAGCCAAUUGCAGUGGUCGGAAUGGGCUGUCGUUUACCGGGGGGUGUUAGUUCCCCGGCCCAAUUCUGGGAGCUCAUCACGAAUAAGGGUACUGGUCGCAUGGCCAAAGUCCCCAAAUCGCGGUUCAACAUAGAUGCUCACCUGCACCUGAAUAACGAGAGGCCUGGGAGUUUUAACGUACCAGGAGGGUAUUUUCUGAACGACAGCCUUCAGGAAUUUGACCCUGUGCUAUUUGGAAUUUCUCCUGUUGAAGCGAUGUGGAUGGACCCUCAGCAGCGAAAACUACUUGAGGUUGUCUAUGAAACCUUGGAGUCUGCUGGCGUAGCUUUAAUAGACAUCGCGGGAACCAUGACAGCUUGUUUUGUCGGCAGUUUCACCGCGGACUACCAGCAGAUGACUUUCAAGGAACCGGACUUUCGUCAUAGCUAUGCAGCAACUGGUGUAGAUCCCGGAAUCAUCAGCAACCGCAUUAGCCAUGUGUUCAAUCUAAAGGGACCGAGUAUGACGGUGAACACAGCGUGCUCUUCCUCCGUGUAUGCCCUGCACAAUGCCUGCAAUGCCCUCAGGAACAACGAGUGUUCCGCUGCUAUUGUUGGCGGUACGAAUCUCAUUUUGACAGUUGAUCAGCACAUGAACACCGCAAAACUUGGCGUACUUUCUCCCACAUCGACCUGUCACACCUUUAAUGCGCACGCGGAUGGCUACGGCCGCGCCGAUGGAGUGGGUGCUGUGUACCUCAAAAGGCUUCACGAUGCGGUUCGCGACGGCGAUCCAAUCCGAGCUAUAAUCCGUUCUAGCGCUGUCAACUCAAACGGAAAAGCUCCAGGUGUUGGAAUUACCCAUCCAAGCUCAGAAGGCCAGGAAGCUGUUAUUAGGCAAGCUUAUCGCCGCGGAGGCGACCUAGAUCCAAUGCUGACGGGGUACUUUGAAACCCACGGAACCGGAACGCCUAUCGGUGAUCCACUCGAAGUUGGCGCAGUCUCGAAGGCGAUGAAUAGCAAACGAAAGCCCGAGGAUGGCCCACUUCUGAUUGGCGCUGUUAAAACUAACGUUGGACAUAGUGAAGCCGCCAGUGGUCUGUCUGCAGUCAUUAAAGCGGUUCUUGCGGUUGAAAAAGGGAUCAUUCCGCCUACCAGAAGCUUCACCUCACCAAAUCCGGCCAUCGAUUGGAAAGGCUGGAAUGUCAAAGUUGUUUCGGAGGCGACACUAUUUCCCACGCAUCUCCUCGUCAAGCGGGUUAGCGUUAACUCUUUCGGAUACGGGGGAACGAACGGCCAUGUUAUUAUUGAAGGCGCCGACUCGUUUUUGCCGACUUACCAACUUUCCCAGCAGAAAAGCAAGCCUCGAGGCACUUUUUCUCGUAAAAGACCUUAUCUUUUAGUCUUUUCAGCUCACAAUAAGCCGACCUUAAGCCAGAACAUCGAAGCAUAUGGAAAGGUUGCAGAGAAGUAUAACCUACUUGACCUUUCUUACACUCUCGGGAACCGUCGAUCCCGCCUUGCGAGCCGUGCAUAUGUUGUCACAAGCGAUGCCACCCUGGUUUCGGAUUUCAAAGAUAUAGCUAACUUUGUUGCCUACGCUGAAAAUAAAAAGAAGCCAUCGAUCGGGUUUAUAUUCACCGGUCAAGGAGCUCAAUGGGUUCGCAUGGCAGGCCAGCUUAUGACCUACUAUCCAAGCUUCUUGAGGACCAUCAAAAUCCUCGAUAGAGUGUUGAAUAACCUUCCAGACACGCCUGAGUGGACGAUCGAAGAUGAGCUCCUGGCAGAUGCUGCCUCUUCGCGGGUUAACGAGGCUGAAUUCUCACAGCCAUUAUGCACCGCUGUCCAGAUAGCGCUGAUAGAUCUCCUUACUUCCUGGGGAAUCACGCCUGCAGUGACAGUUGGACACUCCUCUGGCGAGAUCGCUGCUGCAUACGCUGCAGGUAAAAUAUCCAGGAUGGAGGCCAUUAUUCUUGCUUUCUACCGAGGCCAAACGGUGAGGGAUAUCGACACGGAUGGUGCUAUGUUGGCUGUCGGCUUGGGUCCGAGUGUGGUGAAACCUUACAUUGCACAAUGUGACGACGUGACCAUCGCCUGCCACAACUCCCCAUCAUCUGUAACCCUAAGUGGUGAUUCGUGCGCUUUGGAAGUUGUCAAAGAGAAGCUUGAAAAGGAAGGGAUUUUUGCAAGAACACUCAAAACAGGCGGGAAGGCAUAUCACUCUAAGCACAUGGAGCCAGCAUCAGCCAAAUACAUCGCGCUUGUGCAAAACGCAAAGAGGACCUUCCCAUUCGACCCGCCUUCUGGGCCGACGGCUGUGAUGGUAUCUUCCGUCACGGCAUCCACGAUUCCUCCCAAUAUGGGGAUUGAUGAGCAUUACUGGGCUGCAAACCUUGUCAAGCCAGUCCUCUUUAGCGAAGCUAUAGGGCAGAUGCCUUCCCAUUCCGUUGAUAUGCUUAUAGAGAUUGGACCCCACUCCGCAUUAGCCGGUCCAGUUAAACAAAUCAGAGCCGAACGCAAGCUGGAUAAACUAGCAUACCUUUCCACACUUGUCCGUGGUCAGGACUGUGCUGUCCAGCUCCUCAAGCUUGCUGGAGAGCUAUUCCUACGUGAUUAUCCUCUCAAUAUGUACCGUGUGACGCUCAUCGAACAGAGUCUUCCCGGUGGAAAGAUUGACUUUAGAAGAGGGUCAAUCCUUGUUGAUCUUCCCCCGUACCAAUGGACCUAUGGAUCAAAGAUCCUUUUUGCAGAGCCUCGCCAGUCCGUCGAGCACCGGGGCCCUACGCAUGGUCACCACGAUGUCUUGGGCCGAAAACUCCUUGGAGGUUCCAAAACUGAACCAACGUGGAGAAAUGUUCUCCGAGUGAAGGAUUUGCCGUGGCUGAAAGACCAUAGUCUGGGCGGGGAUAUAAUUUUCCCAGCGGCAGCGUAUUUCUCUAUGGCCAUGGAGGCAGUCACGCAGGUGAACGAGACUACUACCGCUCCCACGAAGAUAGAUGGGUACACGCUGCGAGACAUUUCCAUCAAGACAGCUCUGAUCGUCCCAGAAGAUGAUGACGGGAUUGAAACAAUCUUUACCAUGCAUCCUUCAAUCCAUGGUGAGGGGGGGAGCCAAAACGUAUGGUGGGAUUUCAACAUCUACUCAAUCUCACAGGGCGGCAUUCAGAAAGCGCAUAUGACUGGAAUGAUCAGUGUCAACAUCCGUCCACGCGGGGAGAAACCAAGGGACGUUCCAAAUAUGCCCCAGAGAGCCAGCGGCAAACUAUGGAACCAGUCUCUGAGAGCUGUGGGCUUCGAUUAUGGCCCCACUUUCCAAGAUAUGGACCAGAUUCGCUUCGACGGUAAAGCUUAUGCGGCCUCAAGCAAUACACUUAUUAAACAGGAGUGUGGCAUCAUGCAAGGAGAGUCACGCCAUAUCCUCCACCCCGCGACGGUUGAUUCCUGUCUGCAACUCAUCAUUGUUUCGAUCUAUGCGGGAAAGGCUAAGGAUAUUACUUGCGGCGCUGUGCCACUCCAAGUUGAUGAGGUUACCAUCUGGCCCCCAACACCCGAGCAGCUCCAGGAUCCAUUCGCGACAGCUUAUUCUUGGACGGAUGAGCGAGGAAUUCGCUCUUUUCGAUCCGGUGCCCAGCUCACUGCGAGCGACGGGGGUCUUCUAAUUGACAUUAAAGAUAUGCGAUCCAUUGCAUAUGAAGCUGCGGCACCACAAAAGGCCCUGAAUGCUCCAGAUCCACAACCGUAUAUGGAGAUAGUAUGGAAAUGCGACAUUGAUACCUUAACUCCCGGAACUUGCUACCAGGAUUUAAGUAUUAUCAACAUUGUUGAGAUGAUCUCACAUAAGAAUCCCGGCGCAAAAAUUCUGGACCUAGAAGGAUACCAUGAGGCACUCUUCCGUGAACAAGCCCCUAUUCUCAAUUACAACAAUGGUUCUCUUUCUGAUAACACUCAAGAAAGAUAUGAUCUGAUACUGGCCAACGGCGUCAAAGCAUCUGCCUUGAUGAUGGAUUCGGUUUCCCAGCGUUUAGUUUCUGGUGGCCGUGCGGUGCUAAGGAAUGUGGACACUACUGUCACAAAUCCUAACUUCUCAUAUAUUGCUUUUGGCGAAAACCUGGUAAUUGCGAAGGUUGCGUCACCGGUCGAUUAUAGUCUAGCAACGCAGCAGUCACACCCCUUCGUGUUUGUGUAUAGACAUACACCUGCGCCCCUUGUAUAUCUGCUCGCUGAUAGAUUUACAAAAUGUGGUUGGAAGACACGAUUAAGUUCACUCGAUGGUGUCGAUAUUGAAGAAGAGGAAAGAGUUCUCGUUGUCGCGGAGCUCGAAGAGCCAUUACUUUCUUCACUCGGAGAGGCCGAGCUGGUUGGUAUUCAGCGGAUAAUAUCAACGGCUUCCUCUCUUGUUUGGAUUACGCAGGGUGGCCUUCUUUCCGGGAAAGAGCCUGAAUAUGCGAUGGCGUCUGGAUUGGCAAGAUCAGUGAAGAGCGAGAAUGCCUCGCUCGACUUCAUCACCAUAGAUCUUGACUUAGAUACAACCUCUUUACCUGGUGCUGUACACGCAAUAACUGAUAUCGUACGCCGCCAAGUCGAGAAAGAUAAGGACCGCGAAACUGAGUACUGUGUGGCAAAAGAGAAGGUAUAUAUCAGCCGACUACUCCCUAACAAGGAACUUAGUUCGGCCUAUUCUGUUGACAAGUCACAUUUCGAGAAGAGCCGUUACGAUCGCGAGAGAGCGAUUGUUGGUCGAGUCCAGUCAGGGAAAAUAAUAUUUGAACAGGAUAAACGCUACGAAACGAGAUUAGAGCCCGAUCAACUUGAAGUUAUAGUUCACCUUAGCGGACUUGCUAGAGGUGUCGCCGUUAUCCAGGGCCAAGAUUAUCCGAUCACUUUCAGCCAUGAGAUAUUUGGGACCGUUACCAGAGUCGGUUCGACAGUGAGUCGAUAUAUUCCCGGCGAUCAGGUUGUGGGAUUCAGCUUCGACAAAUAUGCUUCAUUCCAGAGAGUUUCACAAAACCUCGUCGAGAAGGUUGGUGCCGAUGAGAACCCCAAGAAUAUUCUUGGCCUUUUGAUGGCAUAUGCUUCGGCAAUUCACGGUCUAAAGAACAUUGCGGGAGUUGAGCAGAAUGAGAAUGUUCUCAUUUUAGGCGACGCAGGGGCUGCCGCAGCAGCUGCAAUUAGAAUGAGCAAGUUAAUGAAGGCAAACACAUUUGUGACAGUUGAAUCGGAAGCAGAGGCCCAAGACGUAACAGCAACAUUCGGCCUGCCCAGGGAACGGGUGAUUACCGGAUUUCUUGGAGCGAACACGCAGAUAGACGAGAUAUUUGGCCCUCGAGGUAUCGAUGUCAUCUUCUGUUCUGCGCAAUCUUCCCCAGGUAUCGUUCGUGAAUGCUGGCGGCGGAUCGCUCCGUUCGGAAGAGCUAUUGCAUGUGGGCAUAAAAACGUCCUCAAAAGAAGCGUGUUAGACACCGUACCCUUGAACCACGGGGGAACUUAUUCCUCGUUCGAUAUCCUUGAUUUAUAUAAUCACAAACCUCAUAUUUUGGCAGACGCACUCCGAACCACUAUACAGCUUUAUCGCGAAGGAUCCAUCCCAAGAGUCGACGUGGCGAUUGUCAAGCACUUGACCCAACUAGAUGAAGCGAUGGCAAAAUUCUCUGAAGGGUUGUUGCAGGAUCCGGUUCUCAUCUCUUAUGGAGAAACAGACAGGUCGCUCAACGUCGCUCCAACGCGGUUUGCGCCUCAGUUUGACCCUAAAGCCAGCUAUUUCCUUGUUGGGUGUCUUGGAGGCCUUGGCCGCUCCAUUACACCUUGGAUGAUGGAAAAUGGGGCCCGCUAUUUCAUCUUUUUAUCUCGCUCGGGGACCGACUCUAAGAAUGCAGCACUGCUGGUGAAAGAUAUAGAAGCCAAAGGAGCAAUUGUUCAAGUGGCGCGUGGCGAUGUCAGCUCCAAAAAAGACGUCGAGAAUGCCAUACGAAAUGUUCCGAGCGAUCAUCCCAUUAAAGGUGUGGUGCAGGCGGCGGCUAGUUUUCAGGACACGAUGUUUGAGACAAUGAGCCAUGAAAAAUGGAUUAAUUCCAUUAGCCCGAAGGUGAUCGGUACAAAGAAUUUGCAUGAAGCGCUUGCAGAUUUUCCUCUGGACUUUUUCCUUAUGACCAGCUCGACGUCAGGCACCCUAGGAACGUCCGGCCAGGCCAACUAUGCUGCUGCAAACAGCUUCUUAGACGCCCUUGCUCGUCAUCGUGUAUCGAAGAAUAAGGCUGCCUGCAGUUUAAUCCUUCCCAUGGUGUUGGGCGUUGGUUAUGUUGCCGAGCACCCAGAAAUCGAAGAAGCGCUCAAGCGCAAAGGGAUCUAUGGAAUCGAUGAAGAGCACAUGCUGCAAUCAUUCGAAGCCGGAAUCGCGGCAGGAGGAAAUCACCGGUCAACAGGCCAUAUAGUUAUUGGCAUGGACCCGGCGGAACUCCAAAAAUCACUUAGACGCGCAGACACAACGGACGCGUUCUGGCUGGGGAAUGCUCGUUUCAAGGGCCUACUUCAGACAAUUCGAUCAACUGGGACGGAGAAGCAAUUGUCCAACCAGUCAGUACUCAGCACAAUUAGGGACGCAACUUCGCCGGCAGAGGCUGUAGAUGUGGCAGUUGGACACUUUACUGACAAGCUUGUCCGCCUUCUGCACCUCGAGCGCGAUGAGAUCGAACCGAGCGCGAAGUCCAUUGCAUCUUAUGGGCUGGAUAGUAUGAUUGGAGUGGAGUUACGCAACUGGAUAUUCAAGGAGUUCGAGCUCGAUUUUCCGUUCCAGAAACUUCUCGCUCCGAGUUUGACGAUCAUGAAGUUUGCUGCUCAGGUUUGUGAGAGCCAGGGUGUUGUUGUGGAGUGAAGUUAAACCAAGCUUUUUGACUGAAGCAGAGAUCACGUUAAGCUCAGUUGACUAAUGUCUUGGCGAGCUGUUCCACUGGGCUGUGGCUGCGGCCCCGCUCCUGCCCGUGAACCAAUUUAUUCCCUGUCAUUAAUAGAAAUAGUCCUGUAUAUUAGGUUU
This is a messenger RNA of Coccidioides posadasii C735 delta SOWgp, 7149 nucleotides long. Lineage: Eukaryota; Fungi; Ascomycota; Eurotiomycetes; Onygenales; Onygenaceae. The record is from RefSeq and is a predicted model, not a curated record.